This is a messenger RNA of Salmo salar (Atlantic salmon), 3193 nucleotides long. The record is from RefSeq and is a predicted model, not a curated record. NCBI's taxonomy places the organism in Eukaryota, Metazoa, Chordata, Actinopteri, Salmoniformes, Salmonidae.
AUUACAUCUAUUUCUUACUAGUUUAACCACGGAGUUUUAAAACGCUUUUAAGCAAAAUGUAACUGCGCUCUACAACUUCCGUAGUGACCUACAAAUAAAUAAAUAAACAUUGCGCUGCACUCAAUAUACCCCGAAAUAUUAUUUUAAUUGACUUAAUUUAAAACACGGAUAAUAAAUUACAAAACAUUGUAAGCAUAUGUUUUACCUCAUAGCUAGAAGGGAUCCAACUUUUGUCAAAUUAACGUCCGAUUUGUAUUUAUAUUAAAUGAAUGGAUUUUGUAAUUCAUUAUGGAUCACCAUUAGAGUAUUUUACGUUUCGUAGCAGUGUUUUGGAGAACUUACGCAGCAGGUUAGGAGAAUUAGGUUAAGGUUAGGAGAAUUAGGUUAAGGUUAGGAAGAGAGAAACAAAAAGAGUUAGGGUUUAGCUAAACAAACAAAAAAAAAAAGCAAAAUAAUCUUCUUUUUUUUUACGUUAAUUUGACCAUAAAAAAAAAGUUGUAUCCCUUCUAACCACGACCGUGUUUUGAUCCGUUUUUUCCUCCCUAGUCAUCCACUGACGCGCGUCAUGACGCCGCGUCUCUUUGUGUGGUUCAUCUAGCGGCGACAUUUGUUGUUAUUUUCGCUACAACUGGAAACAUUAUUUUUUACCGACCGGUUUUAUUUUGUUGGUUGGAUUGUUUUUUUUGAUACACAUUCCAUAACAACAAACAAAAAAACAACAACCUACCCAUAUUCCAACCCCAAAAAAACAUCGACUUGUCAACACAUCUCGAUAUCAACAACCGAUAAUAAUGGACUCAGACGAAGGAUAUAACUAUGAUUUCGACGAGGACGAAUGUAGCGAAGAUAGCGGCGCAGAGGAACCGGGAGACGACGACGACGACACCCUGGAGCUAGGAGACGACGAGGUGGAACUGGUCGAUCCCGCCGAGGCUGGAGGGGAACGGGACGAAGGUUUAGAUACCUUAGGGGGUAGCGGUCAUGGGACCGGACAAGAGGAAGAGGACUACCGUUUCGAAGUGUUGACUGCCGAGCAGAUACUUCAGCAUAUGGUGGAGUGUAUCCGAGAGGUCAACGAGGUCAUCCAGAAUCCGGCAACAAUCACCAGAAUCCUUCUGAGUCACUUUAACUGGGACAGAGAGAAGCUCAUGGAAAGGUAUUUCGACGGCAACGUGGAUAAGUUGUUCUCCGAGUGCCAUGUCAUCAACCCCUGCAAGAAGUCAAGAACAAGACUGAUGAGCACCAGAUCUGCUGCUCAGGACCUGCCGUGUCAGAUCUGCUAUCUAAACUACCCCAACUCAUAUUUCACUGGCCUCGAGUGUGGACACAAGUUCUGUAUGCAGUGCUGGGGAGAUUACCUGACAACCAAAAUCAUCGAGGAAGGGAUGGGACAGACCAUCUCUUGCCCUGCCCAUAGUUGUGACAUCUUAGUGGAUGACAACACGGUCAUGCGUCUCAUAACAGACUCUAAAGUGAAGCUGAAGUACCAACAUUUAAUUACCAAUAGUUUUGUAGAGUGUAAUAGACUGUUGAAGUGGUGUCCAGCACCAGACUGCCAUCACGUCGUUAAAGUCCAGUACCCCGACGCCAAGCCGGUCAGGUGCAAGUGUGGGCGACAGUUCUGCUUCAACUGUGGAGAGAACUGGCACGAUCCUGUCAAGUGUAAGUGGCUGAGAAAGUGGAUUAAAAAGUGUGACGAUGACAGUGAAACGUCCAACUGGAUUGCAGCUAAUACCAAGGAGUGUCCGAAGUGUCACGUGACCAUCGAGAAGGACGGCGGCUGCAACCACAUGGUGUGUCGGAACCAGAGCUGUAAAGCCGAAUUCUGUUGGGUCUGUCUAGGGCCCUGGGAGCCACAUGGCUCAGCGUGGUACAACUGCAAUCGCUACAAUGAAGACGAUGCCAAGGCAGCCAGAGAUGCACAGGAGCGCUCCAGAGCGAUGUUACAGCGCUACCUGUUCUACUGUAACCGUUACAUGAACCACAUGCAGUCGCUGCGCUUCGAGCACAAGCUGUACGCCGGGGUCAAGGCCAAGAUGGAGGAGAUGCAGCAGCACAACAUGUCCUGGAUCGAGGUGCAGUUCCUGAAGAAGGCCGUGGACGUGCUGUGUCAGUGUCGCUCCACGCUCAUGUUCACCUACGUCUUCGCCUUCUACCUCAAGAAGAACAACCAGUCCAUUAUCUUUGAGAACAACCAGGCAGACCUGGAGAACUGCACAGAGACGUUGUCGGGAUACCUGGAGAGGGACAUCUCCCAGGAUUCCUUGCAGGAUAUCAAGCAAAAAGUACAAGAUAAAUACAGAUACUGUGAGAGCCGACGGAGGGUGCUGCUACAACACGUUCAUGAAGGCUAUGAAAAGGACCAAUGGGAGUACAUAGAGGAUUAAGAAGGACCAAUGGGGGGGGAGUACAUAGAGGGUUAAGAAGGACCAAUGGGGAGUACAUUGGCCUCUCCUCAUGGACCGUCUCUCUAGAGAAUAUUUGUUCUUAGUCCGUGAGGAGAGGAUAUCUGUGUUCUGUAAGUGUUUCUCUUCUACUGUCUCUACCCCUCUCCACACCAUCUCUGAGUAUCUCUUCUCUUCUCCCUUCUCCGCACCACCGUGGACCAUCUUCUAGUUUAGAGAAUCUCUGUUCUUUAACGUUGCUUUCUCCACAUCACCAUGGACCAUCUCCUAGUUAAGAGAAUCUCUCCUGGGACACCACCCACUACUACAUCCCACUUCCCUCCCUGGUUGAAUGGAAACUUUCAAAAGUAAAUCAUCAAUAGGAGGUAGAGUGAGAAGACUGACCAUUCGAGAGAGGAUCGAUUUUUCUGGUUCCCAGCCCAUCCCUGGUUGGCCUGUGUUGACUGGACUGCAGCAGACUUCAUAAGAAAUGACUGCCAAAAAAAGGGGCAUAGAUCACAUCGAGAAUAUAGAUCUGGAACAUCUAGAACAGCUGCUGCACAUAGAUCUGGAACAUCUAGAACAGCUGCUGCACAUAGAUCUGGAACAUCUAGAACAGCUGCUGCAGUUAAGUCUGAAGAUGACACCAAACUUGGCCGUCUUUUAAAACCCAAUCCUUUUUUGCCCCCAGUUGUUUGGCAAAUUAGGACUCGUUCUCGACCCCAAAUGCUUAUGUGUUGAAACAAUUAUUAAAAAAAAGUAUAAUUAAAAUGAUAUGUUUGAUUUUAAUAAAUGGAAACAUCACAUUA